Schistosoma rodhaini is the source of this 4401-nucleotide messenger RNA. The record is from the annotation of a GenBank genome assembly. Lineage: Eukaryota; Metazoa; Platyhelminthes; Trematoda; Strigeidida; Schistosomatidae.
AUGACAAGUGCCAUGUCUCAAAAAGAUGGGCAUAUAUUAAGCAUGAUAGUCUUUUUAUCUUUCCGAGUAAAUGCAGAAGGUUCUUUUAUAUUUGUAGAUCAUCUAAACCGUAAUAACUGCCUUAAAAUUUUCCUCAAUCAUUCUGGUGUUUCCGUAUCAUAUCAAGAAGAUGACACUCCCUGGAUAACAAUCACAGAAUACUCUGGAGCUACAUAUUAUCUUAGACCAGAAGCAGAGAAAACUUUUCAAAACUGGCUGACUGCUGUUUACAAAGCGUCUAAAAAUUGCAAGCCACAGGCAGUAGGACAUACUAUGGAGUGUCGACCAAAUUUUACAGAUCAACACUUGUCCAAAUCACUGGAACAAGAAAUCCUGACUUCAAAAAUCACAGAAUACUCUGGAGCUACAUAUUAUCUUAGACCAGAAGCAGAGAAAACUUUUCAAAACUGGCUGACUGCUGUUUACAAAGCGUCUAAAAAUUGCAAGCCACAGGCAGUAGGACAUACUAUGGAGUGUCGACCAAAUUUUACAGAUCAACACUUGUCCAAAUCACUGGAACAAGAAAUCCUGACUUCAAAAAGAUUAAAUGAAAAAAGAAAUCUGGAUUAUCUAGGCCCUCACUAUUCCAACAUCUAUCAAUCUGGUAACAAUGGAUUCAAUGUUCAACCAUCACUGAAUUCAGCAGUUCAACCUAUCAACAGUAAUUAUUUGGACAGAGAUUCAGAAAUGAUUCAUUCAAAGCAGAAAAAUGUUAAACAUGUUAAUGAAAAUACAUUGAGAAGUAAAAAUAUGCAGGUUGAAUAUAAACCGGGUGAAGAUAAACCACCACCUAGACCACCAAGAAAUCCCCAUGUACUACACACUGUUAAAGAACACGCAAAUAUGCGUGAUGAUGAGAUUGUGGAAACAAAAGCUCUGACAAAUGUUAAACAUCGAUAUCCUGUUACUGGUUUGGCUAAACGAAUGAGUAUUGCGGCGUCAGAUCUUCUAGGCAAAUCGCGUGAUGAUCUCAUCUUGUUGCUUCUUCAAUUAAAUCGUGAAAAAGCCAAUUUAAAAAGAUGGUAUGAAUAUUUCACUUAUCAAAUCGAUCAAAUUCAGUUAAUAAAAGGAAAUACAAAAGAAGCGAAAUCAGAUAUAGCUGUCAUUCAGUCUGAAUUGAAUGAUGUUAUCAGCCAGUUGAAAUUAUCAGACCCAUUGAUAAAGUUUCUUGAUAAUAUGAUCCGUAUGGGUGAUGUUUAUGGUGGUGAUGAUGUCUUGUUUGCUAGUGAAUAUCGAAGACAUCUAUUGCCCUCUCAUGAAAUUGUUCCAUCAAAGCCAAGUUUGGAGUUUGCUCGUGAUAUUGAAGAACGUGAAAUAGCUCGUGUUCUAAAUAAUUCAUUACGUCGUUCUCUACAUCGUUCAAGUCCUCUAUCUGAUGGAAAUCAUUUCAGUCAACCAAUAUCACCUAUCUCAUCAUCACCAUCACCAUCAUCAUCACCUUUCAAUAACUUAAAUACGUCGAUUAUACCGAAAUUAGAUAGUAUGCCUGAACCGGUAGAAGUUCGUUUGCAGCGAAAACGUUUGGAACAAGAAUUAGCUAAUAUUGAAAAUCUAUGUGCUCCACAUCAGUUGAUUCAUAGAAAACUGAAGGAUGCACAAAAAUCAAUUCGAUUAACUGAACGAAAUAAAUCGUCUACAGAACAGUCAAAUAAAUUUAAUUCCAAAGCACCAUCAGCUACUUUAUUACGUAGACUACAUCAAGAUAGUAUACAUAAUCGUCAGUCAAAAUCUGCUAAUAAUUCAAUUAGACGAAAAUCAGUUGAACCUGAUUAUGUUGAAUUCUAUGGUGAUGUAUAUAAACGUCCCAGUACUGCGUUUGAUCAUUAUUCCCAAUCAUCAAUGAAAAACAAAUUGUAUGAUAUGCAUCAUAAGCAUCAUUAUGAUCAGUCAAGAUUUAUGAAUCAUGAUGAUGAUGGUGUUGAGGAUGGUGGUGACAAUGAAGUAGAUGAAGAUGGGAUUAAAAAAUUUCGAAGUAUCCCAGAAAAUUUAAAUCUAUUUCCACAUGAUUCAUUAUUUAUACAAAAUACAUCAAAACCAUUACAAGAUGAAAGACAUAAACCAUUGAAUUGUAAUAAUCCAUCAGACAUUAUUUAUAAAUCCCCAAUUCGAUCAAGAUCUUAUUCUGAGAAACCAUUAUCACCGUCAAGAUUAAUACCAACCAAGACAACAAUCAAUAAUCCUUUAAGAAAAUCAUUUGAAUUAUCUACAAAAUAUUGUCAUGAGGAUGAAGAUGAUGAAGAUCAUUAUGAAAAUAAUGAAAGAAUACGUAAUAGAAUAAGAAAGAAACCUUUUCGAGAAUAUUCUUCAGAUGAAGUAAAUAAAGCUCAUGAAUGGAACUGGGACUUAUCAGGACGAAAGACUUUGAAUCAUAUAAAACCAUCUCAUGAUUUAGAUAAUCUUCAAUUUAAGCCAAAUAUAUUAUCCUCUGAAUAUUCAAAGUUUUCUGCAUUCGAUUCAAACGAGUUAAGGUAUGGAAAUUAUAAUCGUAAUAUUCGACCGAAAUCUGAUAAUUUACUUGAGAAUAUUGAUUUCACAACAGAUCCGGGUCAUUUCAGUCAAGGUGAUCUGUAUAGAAAUAAUAGUGUUUCACCAAAAAAACUUAAUAGAAACGAAUUUGAAAGGAACGAAGUAUUCAAAGAUUCAUUUUUUGAACAGCCAAGUACCAUUGAUAAAAGUUCACCGAAAAAACCAUCUUCGUCAUCUUUUGGUACUCGUGGACAAAAUUCUGAUGCCAUAUAUGCUAAUCUUUCUAGACCCUCCAUGCAAGAAACUGAAUUAUUCAGUGGAACACAUACAAAUCUUGAUAGUAUUCCGACAAAUCUAUCUGAUAAUAAUAAUCAUUACUAUCGGAAUUCUAAAAGAGGGACUAUAGUAUCAAAUUGUUCAUCUAUUAUGGAACAAAAUAAAAUACAAUCAAUUAAACCAUCAUUAUUACCACAAACAAAUACAAUAAUAAAUAAAUAUAAAUUAAAUUUAAAUGAUUCUUCAAGACGAUCAUCUUUAAAUCAAGACAAUAUCAACUCAGCUGGAUCUCUUGAAAGUAUGUUUACUACCCAAGAGCCAAAUACACCUGAUGAAUAUUUCAUUGCUACACCGAGAUCAUCUUCACGCAAAGAUAUUGGCAGAAAUAGUGAUAUUGAAAAUGCUGAUGAAAUUAUUAUACCAAGAAAGAAAGAAGAUAAAAUUAAUUCAUUAAGAAAUGUUCUACUAAGACAAAGUUUAACAGAUUCAUCAGUUUACAAUCAAACUGAUGAUCGUUUCUAUCAUGGGAAUCAAUUACAAGAAACAAACACUGUUAUAGCUGAACGAGUUCGAUUAAUGACAAUUAAACAACAAUUAGCUAAAGAAGCAGCUAGCACAAGUGCACGUCUUAGUUCACAUGAACAUCAAUCUACUUAUAAUAACGUAUCUGGAAUUUCUCCUCAAAUACUUGAAAUAUAUUUUGGAUAUUAUACUUUAGAAUUUUCAUCAUCUUCAAAGUUGUGCGAUACACCGCCUCAUUCAAGUUUUCGUUCGACAAACAUGAUAGUUAAGGAGUAUCGUGUAAUUUUACCUAUGACAGUUGAAGAAUAUCAAGUUGGUCAACUGUAUUCCGUUGCUGAAGCUUCCAAAGGAGAGACAGGUGGUGGUGAUGGCGUGCAAAUAUUGGUCAACGAGCCGUUCGAUCAAACAACGUAUAAACCCGAUCGCCCCUUAUUAAAAGGAGACCCAAGGUUCACAACCGGGCAAUACACCCACAAAUAUUAUCAUCUUGCGCACAAAGUGCCAGGGUUUGUUCGUGUUAUCGCCCCUGAAAGUGCAUUCGUUUUCAACGAGUAUGCGUGGAAUGCUUAUCCUUACUGUCGAACUAUUAUCACAAAUAAUUACAUGAUGGAAAAGUUUAGUGUAACCAUUGAAUCUCUUCACGUGGACUCCUUAGUAAAUGUAGAAAAUGCUCAUCAAUUAAGUCCAGAAAAAUGGGCGGAAGUUGAAGUGAUCUACAUAGAUAUUGGUGAUAUUUCUCAGGCAGACAAAGAUUAUAACCCUAAUGAAGAUCCUACAACUUUCCGCUCUGGAAAAACUGGUCGUGGGCCCUUAAAGCCAAAAUGGUGGGAGAAUGGUUAUAAAGGACCGAUUAUGUGUGCAUACAAACUUGUUUCAUGUGAAUUCAAAAUGUGGGGAAUGCAAGGACGUAUAGAGAAAAUGAUUCAACGACAAGAACGACGCCUGUUUGCCAACUUUCAUCGCCAAGUAUUCUGUUGGAUGGAUAAAUGGCACGGUUGGACAAUGGAAGAUGUAAGAUUACAUGAAGAACAAACUAAAAAGGAAUUAGAAGAACAACGUACACGAGGCAGCUUACGAGGUCAUGUCACCGAGGAGUAA